Molecule: messenger RNA, 1476 nt
Organism: Symbiodinium necroappetens
Lineage: Eukaryota; Dinophyceae; Suessiales; Symbiodiniaceae
Source: the annotation of a GenBank genome assembly
AUGCCAGGCCUCAUCGAUGCUCAUGUGCACGUGGAGUUCUCUGAGCGCUUCCCGCUGCACGACCAGCCCGAGCUCUCGGCAGCGCAGCUCCGCCAAGAGAUGGCCGAGCGCGCCUUGCGCAUGCUGCGCAGCGGGAUCACCACCGCGCGAGACUUGGGGGGACGUAACUAUGCAGCUCUGGGUCUUCGCGAUGCAAUCCGCAAGGGUGAAUGUUUGGGUCCUCGCCUGCUUUGCGCGGGGCAGCCGCUGACGGUGCCGAGAGGACACUGCCAUCAAUGGGGCGGAGAGGCAGGCUCACUGGAGGAAGCUUUGGCAGUCGUCGACCGCCAGGUAGAGAACCGCGUCGAUUGGAUCAAGGUGAUGGCCACUGGCGGAAUGCGUACACCUGGGACAAAUGUGGAGGAAGCAGCCUUCUCUGUCCACGACUUGAAAGAGGUGGUUGCCCGUGCGACUGCAAAGUCGCUGGCAGUGGCAGCGCACGCGCAUGGUGCCCAGGGCGUGGUCCAUGCGGUGCAGGCAGGCUGCAGAACGGUGGAGCACUGCACAUGGAUAGCAAAGGCAGGCCAGUGGGGCUGCGUGGAUGCUUCCACGGUGGAGGCCAUGGCUCGGCAAGGCAUUGCUGUUGCCCCAACUGCACACGCGAACUGGCGAUCCAAGCCUAUGGGACAUCGCAAUUACACCCGAAUGUGUUCAGCCUUGCAACAGCUGCGCGCGGCUGGGAUCCAGCUCCUAGCCUCCUCAGAUGCGGGAGCCAUCCCAGGUCUUCCCCACGAUGCUCUUCAUGCAGGCAUUCAGGUUCUGGCCGAGAUGGCAAGGAUGACGCCCGUGGAAGCUUUAAAGGCUGCUACAUCGGCCUCAGCUGCUGUCUUGGGCCUUGAGGCAGAGUGUGGUCGUCUAAUACCACGCCUCUCCGCAGACUUCCUGGUGGUCGCUGGCAAUCCGACUGAAGAUCUGGGUGCGCUCGGCCGCCCUGCGCUCGUGGUGGUGGAGGGUCGUCGCGUCGAGCCCUUGGCUCCUCCACCGCCUUGGCCAAAGGUCGCGAGGCAGAGCCGCGUCAAAAAGUUCAUUUAUGUGUCUGCCAUAAUGGCCAACGGAAAGAACCUCGGAGACGAAGUCACAGAAAGCGAUGUCUACAAGAACUGGAACAAUUUCGGAAGCGUGCUUGAGAAGAAGCUGGCGGCGGAGGAGUACAUCAAGAAAUCCGGCCUUGAUUACACCAUCAUUCGUCCAGUGCCAAUGUCCAAUGACUUCCCCAGAGAUGUCGGCGGAAUUUACUUUGCAAAGCCGGACUCGCUGCGCCUCCGUGAUUCCGAUGUGGGCAAGAAGAUCAGCCGUGACGACGUGGGGCUGGCCGUGCUGGACGCCAUCUUCAACCCCAAAGCCUCGAGAGGCACCUUCGAGUUGGUCGGAGUUGCCGGUGCUCCGCCUACCCCGCGAGAUCAGUGGUGGGAAGUGAAGGAUGGGCAGAAAGCGUAG